UUCAGUUUGUUUUGACCGCGCAACACGCUCAGGUGUUAAGCGUUUGGGUCCCCCAGCUUGACAAAUCGGUCCGGAAUAAAAAUAUACACAAAUCUGAAAUAUUUACACCUGAGCUUAACUCAACGUUGCACGCUCUCCCAAUCGCAUAAUAAACAAGGCGAAAGAAAGCAAGGCAAAACAAGAAGACCAAUAAAUGUCCAAUUAUAAACGUUUUUUGUUUGUCCGUGAUUUUGAAAGGUUUUGUACCACUUAGCACUCGAUAAAUAAUUAUAGUGAUCAACAAUGAUGGUGCCUAACUAAGUGAAAAAAGCCAUAGUUUGAUCGGAAUAUACAUUCAUAAGCACAUAAGGCAAGCAGUCACUUGAGCAAACAAAAGGGUGCAUUAAGUAUACGCCACGCAUCAAGUAUACGACGCGAUGUCCAAUGGCAAGGCUGCUGCCGCAGCUGGCGGCACAGCUGAGAAAAACGGCUCUCUGAACGAUCGGCCAUUGUUCAUGCAAAAUGGCAAUGGGGCACGAGUUGCAACCGCUGACGUGGAAGUCAGCAACUUCCGACGCGCCCUUCCACAGUUUUUAGCUGUUAGUAUUAAGAACAUAUUGCUAUUCGGGUAUGGCAUGACCUUGGGCUUCCCCACCAUCGUGAUACCCGCCAUUCAAGGUGGUGAAGGACGCAGCGAGACCAGCGGCGACAUAGUCCUCAACAAGGACGAGAUCUCUUGGUUCAGUUCCAUUAACCUGAUUUGCGUGCCUCUGGGAUGCCUAUUCUCCGGACUUCUCACUCAACCACUGGGAAAACGACGAGCCAUGCAGUUUGUCAACCUGCCGAUUCUGGCCGCCUGGCUGAUGUUUCACUUCGCGACGCGCACGGAGCACCUGUAUGCGGCUUUAUGCUUGGCUGGUCUUGGGGGCGGAUUGAUGGAGGCGCCGGUGCUCACCUAUGUGGCCGAAAUCACGGAGCCCAAGUACCGCGGCAUUCUGUCCGCACUGGGAACCACCUGUGUAAUCACCGGCGUUUUCAUCCAGUUCAUCCUGGGGUCUCUGAUGGACUGGCGCAGUGUGGCGGCGGUGAGUUCGGCCUUUCCGGUGAUCACCAUCAUUAUGCUGUGCUUUGUGCCCGAGAGUCCGGUUUGGUUGAUCCGGGAGCAGCGUUUCCGGGAGGCGGUGAAGUCCCUGCAGUGGCUGCGUGGCUGGGUGCCGGAGCACAUGAUCGAGGCAGAGUUCAAUCAGCUGUACGACGAACUGAUCACCCAGAAGGCCAUUGAGCUGGCCGCGGAUGGGGCUCCUCUGCCGGGUCAACGACGCACGAUUGGCCAACGCCUGAGGAUGUGGAGGAAACGUAGCUUCUUGGUGCCAUUCCUUCUCGUGUCCUUCGCCUUCUUCACCGGACACUUUUCCGGCAAGACACCGCUGCAAACAUAUGCGGUGCAGAUUUUUCACACCCUCAAGGCUCCGAUGAACAAGUACCAUGCCACCAUUCUCUUGGGAGUCGCUGAGAUGCUGGCCACCAUCUUGGGUGUGGUGCUAAUCCAUUUUACGGGAAAAAGACCCCUGGUUUUGGUUUCAACAGUUGGCACUGGUCUUUGCUUCUUCGGCACGGCCACCUAUGCCCAUUUCCUUAGCGAAGUUCCGGGUUUUACGGUCAACAAUGUAGUGGUCAAUGCCUCCUCGAUUGUGCCGAAGGAGGGCAUCCUCUCGCAGGCGAACAUCUCCAGGAUAUUUGAGACAGAACAGCAGGCCAUCAGGCAGGAAGCGGAACACUUUACUACCCUGCUGCCGGAAAUGGAGACAACCACGACAAUGUUCGAACCGGAAACUACUUAUAAUCGCAGUAAAAGGGAGGUUGAUGACAUGAUGACCACCGAUGCCUUCAUGGAGACUACAAUGUUUCCGGAGUUAGCAAGCAGUACAGCCUCGUCAUCCUUGGCCCCACCUUCCACUUCGGCAAAGCCAGCCAUUGCGGAGGAUCUUCUGCUGGUGGUGCCAAAACAGGAACACAACUACCUGGUCUGGGUGCCACUCAUCCUCCUGCUGCUCUCCGCCUUCUUCUCCCAUUUGGGCAUCCGCAUGCUGCCCUGGAUCCUUAUUGGCGAAGUAUUUCCGGCUGAAAUACGCAAUACGGCGUCGGGUUUUGCCGGUGGUGUGGGCUACAUAUUUGGCUUCCUGGCCAACAAGCUUUUCCUGGUGAUGCUAAGUGCCUUGACUCUGCCCGGAACCUUUGCCUUCUAUGCCACUGUGGCCUUCGUGGGAACCAUUGUGCUGUACUUCACGCUUCCGGAGACAGAGGGUCGCACUCUGGGCGAAAUCGAAGCUCACUUCUCCAAGAAAUCCGACAUGAAUUUGCUUCGCAAGCAGCCCAGCAAGAAGUUGCCCAGCAGGGAUGAUGCACAGCAUCCCGGCAGUGCCAUCAAUGUCCAGGGCAGCUUCCAUGUACCCAUCACCUCGCAGCAGCAGGCCAAGAUCAUCCACUUGCAGCAGAGUGACUUUGCGCCCCGUCCCCAAAACGGACGGGCAGCCGGAGUGGGGAUGUCCAACCCGGCCUUCGAGGAGAGCAACACCACACAUUUGUGAGUGGCUGUGUCAUCAUCUAAACAUCCUCUCCAAGUGCUUAACAUUCCAGUGAUAUUUCUGAGAAAUAAACUUAACUAUUUAGAUUUAUGUA
Molecule: messenger RNA, 2658 nt
Organism: Drosophila elegans
Lineage: Eukaryota; Metazoa; Arthropoda; Insecta; Diptera; Drosophilidae
Product: facilitated trehalose transporter Tret1
Exons: 8
Coding region: 417-2567 (716 amino acids)
Biological process (GO): transmembrane transport
Cellular component (GO): membrane
Molecular function (GO): transmembrane transporter activity
Source: RefSeq, a predicted model, not a curated record